Molecule: messenger RNA, 770 nt
Organism: Asparagus officinalis (garden asparagus)
Lineage: Eukaryota; Viridiplantae; Streptophyta; Magnoliopsida; Asparagales; Asparagaceae
Exons: 4
Coding region: 15-770 (251 amino acids)
Source: RefSeq, a predicted model, not a curated record
UAGCAUCAUGCUUGAUGGCAUCACCCCCUACUGAUCCACCUGAUAAGGUUAAAUCAGAAUCUCGCUUUUGGCCUUAUUUCAAGGACUGUAUCGGUGCAAUAGAUGGGACUCAUAUACCGUGCAUGGUGUAUAACAUAGAUCAGACGCCCUAUCGAAAUAGACAUGGUUUUCUCUCUCAGAACGUCUUGGCAGCUUGCACAUUUGAUCUCAAAUUCAUUUAUGUCUUAGCUGGGUGGGAGGGUUCUGCUAAUGAUGCAAGAGUCUUGAAGGAUGCAAUGAGUAGACCUUAUGGACUUCCACUUCCACAGAAUAAAUUUUAUCUAGUUGACUGCGGCUAUCCAAAUAGGCUACAAUUUCUUGCUCCAUACCGAGGUCAAAGGUACCAUCUUUCAGAGUUCGGCCCAGCUAAUAAUCGACAACGACCACGAAAUUCAAAAGAAGUUUUCAAUCAUCGACAUGCGUCUCUUAGAAAUUGUGUCGAGCGCAUCUUUGGAGUCUUUAAGUCUAGAUUCACUAUUUUCAAGAGCCAACCUCCAGGUUUUCCGUAUGCCACACAAAUAAAGAUGUUCGUUGCAUGUGUAGGAUUGCAUAACUUUUUAAGAUUGGAGAAUACAAAUGAUGACUUCAAUAUUUAUGAUCUUCCACUAGAAGCUCCACGAAAUGUUGCUGAUGUAGAUGAUGAUUCCGAUGAAGAAGAUGAGUUACAGACUCAACAGACUCAACGAGCAGCUGCGGGAGCUUGGAGAAAUUCUAUGUUAUUACUAGACUAA